AUGAGUCAACCGGGCACCCAGCCUGUCCCGGGAGGUGUAGGACAAGGGCCUGCAGAGGUGUCGCAAACCGCACAGAAUGUCGAUGCGACGAAGGCAGGUGAGAACGGAGCUGGAGCCAGCGUCCCAGCAUCCUCUUCUCUAGAACCAAAUCAGCAGAACGUAUCCGCCGCCGAUCGAUCAGAAAGCAUUGGGCCACGCUCGAAGCGAAGCUUUGGCCGAAGGAAACGAGACCCUAGUACUGGAAGUAGACGUCGGGGGCGACGAGGCGAGCCUGCAAAUGAGAAGUCCACGCGAUCUGCGCCUGGCGCCUCCGCCAGUCGGACGAACUUAGGAGACGAAAACAAACCGAAGAAGAAGUCGGGCCUGUUUGCGAUACUAUGCUGCAGUGCUUCUGACAAGUCUCCUGGCGGUGACGGUCAGGAUGCCGCAGAGCCUGCCAAGCCGGUGACUAAACCCCUGCAAGGAAGAACGCAACAACAACCGCAAGCUGUCACGCAAGCUGGCAGCAGCAACGCCAACACGAGCGCGGACGAGUCGAAGGAAGUCAUCGAUGAGAAGGCUGCCCAGCAACACCCACAAGCCAAUGGGUCCAAGGGCGAACCAAGGACGUCUACGUCUGGAUCUGCUCUUGAUGAGAAGACUGCUGCAAUUCAAUCCACCUUUCCCAGAAACUCUAUCGAUGCUGCAGCCUCCGGAUCAGCAUCGCCAGCCGUUGUCCCUCCUAUCGUAACAGGCGGUGCAGCUAGUUUGGCACCUGGUCCGUCGGUGCAAGUGCAAGCACCCACACCAACCGUUCCACAGCAGGAAGAUGAGCCCAUUUUUGACCGGACUGCUGAGCAGCAGCAGCGUGAUGAAGAUAUCGAGAUGAAAGACUCCAACGUCUUGACUGAGAAAGAGGCACAAAAGGAAAUCGAGGAGAUGCAACAUGCUCAUCAAGAAGAGACAUCGACGGCGCAGCCAACGACUGGGUUGCCGCCCCCGCCCGGUCCUCCUCCAGGAACUAACGAGAAAAGUAACGAGACCUCCAUGGUCUCCACGCCUGAGGGCACUUCAAAAUGGCUUCUUCCUCCAACGCGACCUGAGCACAAGGGUCGAAAGUGUCUUGUUCUCGAUCUGGAUGAAACGCUUGUACACAGCAGUUUCAAGAUUCUUCAUCAAGCAGACUUCACGAUUCCUGUUGAAAUCGAAGGGCAAUAUCACAACGUAUACGUCAUAAAACGGCCUGGCGUUGAUGCUUUCCUCAAACGGGUCGGAGAGAUCUAUGAAGUCGUGGUCUUCACUGCUUCUGUGUCCAAAUACGGAGACCCACUCCUCGACCAGCUCGACAUCCACAAUGUCGUGCAUCACAGGCUGUUCCGAGAAAGCUGCUACAAUCAUCAAGGAAACUAUGUCAAGGACCUGAGUCAAGUGGGACGAGACCUGAAGGAAACCAUCAUUAUUGACAACUCGCCGACCAGCUACAUUUUCCAUCCGCAACAUGCAGUUCCGAUCAGCAGCUGGUUCAGCGACGCGCACGAUAAUGAGCUCUUGGAUCUGAUUCCAGUAUUAGAAGACCUUGCUGGCGAUCAGGUCGCCGAUGUCAGCCUGGUGCUCGACGUCGCUUUGUGA
Molecule: messenger RNA, 1608 nt
Organism: Cercospora beticola
Lineage: Eukaryota; Fungi; Ascomycota; Dothideomycetes; Mycosphaerellales; Mycosphaerellaceae
Product: dullard-like phosphatase domain-containing protein
Cellular component (GO): plasma membrane
Molecular function (GO): phosphoprotein phosphatase activity
Source: RefSeq, a predicted model, not a curated record